This is a messenger RNA of Spodoptera littoralis (African cotton leafworm), 6986 nucleotides long. The record is from the annotation of a GenBank genome assembly. NCBI's taxonomy places the organism in Eukaryota, Metazoa, Arthropoda, Insecta, Lepidoptera, Noctuidae.
AUGUGCGACGGACCCGCCGACAUACUAUUAAAAUAUGGUCCGAACUCCGAAGCGGACAAAAUGACGGUGUUGAAUUUUGAGAGUGAAAUUAGACAAGUUAUGGAUCAAGACAAGACAGAAAGCAGUUCGAAUACUUCGAAUCCCGGAAAGAGGACACGACCUUUGCUACUGCAACCAAGUCCAAAGAUUGCUAGAAUAUCAGCGUACGCAAGUUCAACCUCUAGUGGGGUGUUGAAGAACUCUAAAAAGUUUGGCCCUCAUUCUCCUAAAAGGGCUAAAGUAUCUUAUAACAAAAGUGAUGUGCCAGCUCCAGGUACUCCAGUACCUGACAAAUAUGUUCGUAAGGCUGGGCCUUACCUGCUGGGGCCUAAAGUUGGCCCCAGUCCUGUUAAAAGCAUAGUGCAGUGUUUAGCAAGGAAAGAGAGAACAGAUGAGUUUUAUCAGGUGAAGAUCUUAACCUUACGAAAUGAAGGUCAGCCUGAAACACAAGAUGACAGGCAAGGCAAGAUGCUGUUGCAUACAGAGUAUUCCUUACUGUCGUUACUAAAGGACCAGGACGGUGUCAUCCAUCAUCACGGGUUGUUCAAGGACCACGCGCUAGAAGAAGUACCAAAUCCUAAUGGCAACGGGUACAUCUACACUGGCCGUGUCCGCCAACGACUGUUCCUCGUGUUGGACUGCGUCAGUCAACACCAAUUCAGUGAGAAAGGCUCCGAGCUAGUCAACCUACAGCAAUAUGUCACUAAAGUCAAGAAAGUUCCUGAAAAAGAAGCGAUAUUAAUAUUCUAUGAUAUUGUGAGAGUCGUCGCUAAUUUGCAUAAGAGGAACAUAGUGCAUCGAGACUUAAAGUUGGGUAAUAUAGUGCUGAACCAACGGACGGGACGUAUUACAAUCACUAACUUUUGUUUGGGUACCCACCUGGGCAGUGACCGUGAUCUCUUGAAGGAUCAGCGAGGAUCUCCAGCCUACAUAUCACCCGACGUCCUCCUAUGUAAGCCGUACUUAGGCAAGCCCUCGGACAUGUGGGCGUUAGGAGUCGUCCUAUAUACGAUGCUGUACGGCCAGUUCCCAUUCUGCGAUACCAGUCUUGCUCAGCUCUUUAGCCGGAUACAGGCUGCCAAUUAUAAUAUACCACCGGAUGGAAACACGGUGCAAGUCUCCGACAACACUAUUUUCCUAAUACAACGGUUGCUGGUUAAAGAUCCGAAGCACAGAUUGGUAGCGGAUGAGGUAUUAGACCAACUUUCAAGUAUAAUAGCGAGUUACGUGAUAGUUCCAAACCCACCAGAAGAUUUACAAGUUGUUCCAGACGUACCAUUAGAAGAGGAGAAACAAGUGAAGUCUCCUACGACCGCGCAAUCUUCUACUGAAGUCGAUAGGAAGCCGUUCUUGACUAUACCUGAGAGUAAUGGGGAAAGGACGCCUAAUGCUACGGAGGAACUGGGAGUAUUCUGCGUACCGUUACCGGACUUCAUAGCAGUAAACUUCUCAAAUUCCACUCGAGUGAACCAGAACAGCCUCAUACUUCAACCGACAAGCGCUCCAGUCGAUCCAUCCGCUCUCGCAGCACUGAACCAACCACGAAACAUCACCGUCCAGCGAAUCGGUAGGGACGCCAGACCUCUUCUACCAGCAGAAAUAGCCAGGUACCAACAUAUGUUUGCCUCUAACCCUGCACAAAGGCCAGAACCACCCCGUCGACCAGACGUACCAAACUUUGUACCAGAUUCUUCAAGGCAGGAACGGCCAACUUCCAGACUUCAGUCCCUUGCUCAACGCAUUCCGAGGCUCAUUCCUCCUAUUGCAACCACCUCAGGACAGACCUCAGCUGAUUUCAGGGUCAUACAAUGGCCAGAACCUCGUCCCAGAGGAUGGGACAAUGACUACAUACUCCGUCUACCUGUUCUAGAUCUUUCUAGAGUAAAUGGCAAUAGAAUAAUGAAUCCUGCACCCGUUCAUACGAUCAAUCCUGAAGCUGUGGUCAAUAAUCCUAGGCCUAACCCAAUGGAUCCAUCUGAUGCUGAUUAAUUGUUGCCAGGUACAAAAAAACAAUAGUUUUGUAUGAGGUAACUUUAAAGUAGAUGCUGACUCUUAAUUUAAAUUUAUUUUUGCCCUAAUAUUGGAAUGGUAUUCAACUUGGUAAUGAAAUUGGACCAUGUAAUGUUUUAAUUAUUCUUCUCCAUGAACUUUAUUAAAACUGCGAGACAAUCCAUAUAUAUCGACACUAUUAAAACUGCGAGACAAACUGACAGACCGACUAUUCUGACUUUUGACUGUAAUGGAGUAGCAUUUCAGUAUUAGGGCAUCCAGAUUUAGGUUCUGUAUACUAAAUUGGAGACAAAAUGUGUUAAAACCUCUUUUAAUAAAAAAGUAUUUUAUCUGGAGCUAUGAUAGUUGUUGAAUGAAAGAUUAAUUGAUACUAAAAAUGGUAGUGAAUAUGUAAUAUUGGUAGAUUUUUUAAUUAAUACCCUUGUAGAUAUAGUUACAUAUUAGAUAUGUGUGAGAGUAGGAGCGGUAAAUAUAAGAGUAGAAGAAUGGAGGAGCCAGGGAACAAAGAAGGAAUAAGAGUUAGGAAAUGAAAGGAGAAUUAGGACAUUGAAGGAUUGGUAUCCAAGAGAGCACUGAUAGUCGUAAUUAAAAGGCGAUGGGAUGCACGUAAAGCCAUCAGUCCUAAUCUUGAUCUCUUUCUGGUUGUGUCGGGUUGCCGUCCCAUCGCACUAUGAGAUUGAGGGAACAAAGAGUGCAUUUGUGUUUUCACACACUUGUGCACCAUAAUCUGCGUAAUUGGUAACAUCUCAAGCUGUCUCAAACUGAUAGAUCAUUUUAGACUUUAUAACAGAACAAUAAGGUUGAAAUUUUAAAAAGAUCUUAGAUAUUCUGUUCCAAAUUGAUCAGGAGACAUUUUAUUAUUUUUAUUGCAAGUUUAACGUAAAAACUAAACACUUUUUUCCCGGGGGAAAAUCAUCGAAUGACUUCUCCCGCCCCGGUGAGGUGACAGGGAGUGUCAGACUCUUACUGACUAAAAACCACCCCGUUCCCACUCCUGCUUUGAGUUGGAGUCUCGCGCUAGCACUGGUUUUCACUUAGCAUCCCACCCUAAAAAUAAAACCUGUUAGUUUGAGGUCACUUGACACCUAUGUCUGUCCCACAUUUUGUCUCCAAUUUUGUACAAAUAUAUUAUAUAUAAUUGUAUCUAAAUAACUAGGUUCCCAAAUAUUCUUAAACGUCUGAAUUAAUGUAGUUAUCGUAUGUUUAAUAGAAACAAAUUGAUUUCAAGUAUGUGGAGGGAAUUGCUUAUAACUAUAAGUUUAUUUUUUAUUAAUUAUUAUUAUUAUAAUCUUUUUAAGUCUGAUACGUUUUGUUAAGUACUGUUUUAAUUUAAGUGAUUUAUAUUUUAUUGUUUAUCUUUUUAUGCGUCUAGAGUCUAGACGAGUGCUUAUCUAUUACGUGAUUACUUUACUUAAUAAAAAUGUUGAUAAAAGUGGGUUUUCCAAAUUAUUUUUAUACCACUGAGGUGGGAAACGCGAUUUCGAUUUUUGUUAACGAAACGUAAAAAAAUUAAAGCAUUUUUUUUUAUUUAUUGCAAUUUAAGUUUGCCGUGUCAACUAGUGACACGGCAAACUUCGUACCUUCUAAAAUUUUUUUGUGUUGUUUAAAAGGUACCACGAACAUUUCGAGACCAAUAUUAGCCAAAUGAGUUCAUCUGUUCUCGAGAUUUGGUGAGACGAAUGGAAAUUCAUUUUUGUUUAUAUAGAUAUUCAUUAAAACUAAUGUUCGUUAAAUGGUUUUCGCUUUCAAUAGAUAAGCACUUGUCUAGCAGCGGCGUAACUAUUGUAAUGGCAAUGCAUAGCAGGCCUUUAAAAUGAAACAACAAGGUAUGUUCUCCAUCUGGACGCGGUCAGUGAUGUUUGUCCUUUGUCUUUAGCAUCCAAUCUGCACUAGCGCGGUUUUAUAAACUCGUCUUCUUAGCCGUUCCAUAGCCGUUCUUUGUUUUAUUCCUCUUGGCGCUGACAACCACUAAGUUGGUUUGUAUUGUCCACGUUGUCAUCACUGCCUCGAUGGCCGAGUGGUCGCAAGUGCGACUGCCGGGCAAGGGGUCUCGGGUUUCAUUCACGGGUCGGGCAAAGUAUCACUGGGUUUUAAAAAAAAUCUCAGUAGUAGCACGGAGUCUGAAAAUGUGCCCUGUAUAUGGCAAUAAGCUCACCCCCUAUUACAUGGGACUCAACAUAAAUAGUGAAAAGUGGGUGUUACUUCUGUGUGCACCUCUGCCUACCCCUUCGGGGAUAAAAGGCGUAAUGUUGUGUGUGUGUUGUCAUCACUUUCGCACCCAGUAGUAAUGCCAUUAAUAUUUAAACACCAUGUUCUUAAUUUCCCUAUGUUUCAAAUAAUAAUGGGAUUUUCUAGAUUGUUCGACUUUAAAGAGUUGAUGUGAUUCAUUUUGGUUUAAUUCUUUUAGAAAUAACUAUUCGGAUUUGAAUAACCAAUUAAUACUUAGUAGGUAUUUUGUGUUGAAUCCCGUUUUAUGUCUAUAAAUCGGCUAUCGAGUUUUAUGUUAAUGUGUAAUUGAUUGAUUCUAAUAACCGAUGAUGCUUUAGUGAAGUUUAGUGCGUCGAGCGUUCACUGAUGAUACGCUCGACGCAUUUCCCGUCACAUGUGAAAGGUCCAUAUGUCCAAUCAGUAAUGCAUAACAUGAGAUUUGAUCACUGAUUUAAGGUACGAAUAGACUACGACACAAAUUGUGACAUAAAUGUCUGACAUUAAUUCCUUUUCACACUUAUACGUAUGAUAAGAGUUAUACGGCGACUGAUGCGAAACUAGUUGUGGUGUCACAAUAAGUUUUCCUAUUACAGACACUCGAUGUUCAUACAGAGACAUUCGAUGUUUAAAUGUGGGAGAGCCAUGACUAGGCAAGAAUGGGCCGGCUCGACCGAAGCGAUACCACGGCCUCACAGAAAACUGACGUAAAACAACGCUUGCGUUGAGUUUUGUCAUGUGAGUGAGGUUACUGGAGGCCAAUUACCACCGCCUUCCCCAGUCUCCCCAAUCCCCAAAAUCCUCAAAUUCCCAUUUCCCAAAAGGCUGGUAACGCACUUUUAACACCUCUGGUGUUUCAAGUGAUCAGACUGCCUAUUUACCAACUUAUCCCAUAAAAAAUACAUUGAGUGUAUAGUGUCGUAGUCUCUUCGUACCUUUAUAGAGUCACGUCGAUCUACCCUAAUUUAUCAAUUAUUUUCAACCUUAUAACAAUACAAUAAAGUUGAAAAAAAUUGGUACAUUGGAGUAGGUUGGCAGAAUUCGGGGUUAAUACAUUUAUUUAAUAGCGUUUUCAAUGUGCAAGCAGUAUAAGUUACCUUUAAAUGGUUUUUUAGCUGCAAGUAAGAUUAUUAGAUUUUUAUUCGUAAAUUCGGUCACAGAUAUUAUGGUUAUUACAGGCACACAUGAACAUGAAGUUACUUAAUUUUGAAUUUUAUUUCAAACUUCAUAUGGUUGGAAAUUGUAAUACAUGCUAUAGCAAAAAAAAUAUAUUUCUUCGUUCGCUUGUGACGUCACCAGUUCACCACUACUUGCACAAUGAAAACGUAAAAUAACAUUUAUAAUUUUAUACAUUAAGCGUUCGGGUACUCGAUUUUACUUACUAUAAGUAGAUAUUUUAUAACAUCAGACAAUGCAAUUAUUUUUUCUAUUAAAAAUAGUUUCAAACAAUUUAUUACUUAAUUUUUAUCGUCCAUUUUAAUUAUGUUCUUAUUAUGUGAUGUAAAUUAAUAUUUUCGUAGUAAAAGUAUAUAUCGGAAAUGUUAGAAAAAAAGUGAUUUAGGUGCCAACCUGUAGUUAGGUUUUUAAAUUGUAACUGGCGGUUUUAUCUUAAGUAUAAUUAUAAUAUGACUUAAAAACGGACCUAAGUAAACAUAGAAAUUUUAUACCCUCAAGAGACUUAAUUUAAUUUUCAAAUUUUAAUGGGAUCAAAGUAAAAUACUUGUAGCGUUUUUGUUUGUCUUCAAAUUUUUAUGUGUGAAUCCGUACAAAACUGCCACUAAAAUAUUAGCCGUAUGAUAAAUUGAAUCUGCACGUUCUGAUGCCCGAUUGCAGAUAAUUUAAGUUUAUUUAUAAUAACUAUUGUGAGACAUACUAAAUUAACUAAAAUUACGAGUUACUCACGUAAGUGUACUGAGAAAACCUCUACUAGUUUCGAGUCACAGGGGGACUCUUCCUCAUGAGCUAUGUGCGCGGUCGCGGCGAUGUACCUCUUUGGCUCGAAACUUGUAGAGCUUUUCUCACUGCAUUUACGUGAGUAACGCGUAAUUUUUAGUAAAAUUAGAUAAUUUAAGCAUAGAAUUUAGUAUGUAUGCUCCUUUUAUAUGUUAUUGCUAGUAAUAUCCUUACUUGUCUAUCUAUGUAUCUACAUAUUCAUUUUUAGGGCUGAUUUUUCAAUCAACGGAUAUUUUUAUUUGUAGAAUAAAAUUGACAUUGACUGACUGACAGUCUUUGCAUGUUGUCAAAUUUGAAAAACAAUCCCUCGAAUAAAAUUAUCUGGGCGUUGGAAAAAUCAACCCUUUAUUUAUAAUAUCUCAAAUAGUCACUAUGUUUAUCUAGUAGGAUAUACAAAACGCAUGUUAACCUCACCUUUAAAAUAAUAUAAUACAUAACUGGCAAAUGUACCAUUUACGUUAGGUAUAAUAUUUAUUACAACACUGCAAUCGGGUAGAAAAUGUAAAUAGGCUUUAAAUGUCGUUGCUCAAUUUCAGCCUUUGAUAAAUUUUGUAACACGCCAUCUAUCGGUCGACACGGUAGUUGGUAUUUUAUAUUUCUGAUAACAGAUGUCGCUACUUGUGUAUGACAAAUAAUUUGUAUUCUAUAGCGCAUGUUUAUAUAAAGUAGAAUUGUAUUGAAUCGGUAUAAUUUAAAGGUAUUAUAAGUAGAACAAUUUUUGUUAUUUGUUAGUUGCAUGCUGAUGGUAUGUAAGCUAAUAAAAUGAAUUUAAAAAUGUA